AGUAAAUACAUCAGCUCUUCCUCACUGAGUGGUCACAUGGUCAUGACAUCAUCGAAGGUCCUUUGCCUGCCAGUGUCUGUGGGAUCCAUGUGAUAACAUAUGUGUCAGUGUAGGGCCUUCUGUGGAUUAUUGACUUUUACCUGAAAAAUGAUUCUUGUGCUGCCAAGACUAUAUCUUGGUAACAUCAGUGAUGUUGAAGAUGUACAACAUUUACAAGAAUCUGGUAUCACCCACAUACUGACUGUAGAUAGUGUACAACCUGAUCUGACUUCAUUCCAGACAAAGUUUGUUAAUUUGUUGGACGAUUCCAUUGCAGACAUUUUGAGUUGCUUGCCUGAGUGUCUAAACUUUUUGAAGGAAGCAUUGGCAACCGCUGAAUCAUCUGUUCUUGUUCACUGCCAUGCUGGAGUUAGCCGGAGUGCAGCUGUAGUUAUAGCUUAUUUGAUGAACACAACAAGAUGUACUUAUGAAGAAGCAUACAGAAGACUACAAGAUGUAAAAUCCGAUAUUAGAAUCAAUGAGGCAUUUGUAAACCAACUAGCACUAUUUGAAGCAAUGGGUUGCGAAGUGGAUAUGAGCAGUGCAAGUUAUAAACAGUAUCGGCUGCAGAAGAUUACAGAAAAGUACCCUGAAUUGCAAAAGUUGCCACGUGAAGUGUUUGCUUUGGAUCCUAGCUCCAUAACUCAAACUAAAGAGGUUCUGUAUCGCUGCAGGAAAUGCAGGCGUUCCUUAUUCCGUGCAGAAAGCAUUUUAAAUCACUCUUUAGGCGCUGGACCUGUGGCGUUUGCUCAUAAAAGAUUUUCAGUAUUAAAUGGCUCAGACUCUACCAAAUGCACCUCAUACUUUGUAGAACCUGUGCAGUGGAUGGAGGAAAGUCUUUUGGGAGUAUUGGAUGGGCAGCUCCUCUGCCCCAGGUGUCACUCAAAAUUGGGCUCAUUUAACUGGUAUGGAGAACAGUGUUCUUGUGGUCAGUGGGUGACUCCAGCAUUCCAGGUGCAUAAGAACAGAGUUGAUGAGGUGAAGCCUUUGCUUAUCUGUGGAAGGUGAUAGGUUCAUAAACCAGGACUGAUACACAUAACUAUAAUGCUAAAAAAUGUAAUACAAUAAUUUUUUUACUGUACAGCAAGUGUCAAUGUAACAUUAUCACCAAUCAUUCCUUUUAAGGAAAAACUAUAGUUAGCAGUAUGCGACAUUAAAGGUUUAAAAAAUAAAACCAAA
Rana temporaria (common frog) is the source of this 1218-nucleotide messenger RNA. It is a transcript of the gene DUSP12, whose product is annotated as dual specificity phosphatase 12. The transcript is spliced from 7 exons. Gene Ontology annotation, cellular component: nucleus. Gene Ontology annotation, biological process: protein dephosphorylation. The record is from RefSeq and is a predicted model, not a curated record. NCBI's taxonomy places the organism in Eukaryota, Metazoa, Chordata, Amphibia, Anura, Ranidae. Bases 148 to 1047 code for a protein of 299 amino acids. Gene Ontology annotation, molecular function: protein tyrosine/serine/threonine phosphatase activity.